Molecule: messenger RNA, 1482 nt
Organism: Lepus europaeus (European hare)
Lineage: Eukaryota; Metazoa; Chordata; Mammalia; Lagomorpha; Leporidae
Gene: WDR88
Product: WD repeat domain 88
Exons: 11
Coding region: 1-1350 (449 amino acids)
Molecular function (GO): protein binding
Source: RefSeq, a predicted model, not a curated record
AUGGGUGAGGACUGGAAGAAGCCCUUGGGCCCUGACAGCACGCACCGCAGGAUGCCUCUGGUGACCCUGGUGCGAACUUUCGGCGGCUUCAAGAUGUCCACACCAGAGGCGCGCCAGGAUCGGCUCCUGGCGACCCUCGACCCACUGGCCUUGGGCAAGAGUUCGCUGCCGUCGCCGCCGCAGUCGGAUAUGUACUACAUGCAGGAGGAGGUCUGGGGUGACCAGGAGCCCCUCUCCAAGAUCCCGUUUAAAAUCCUGAGUGGGCACGACCACGUCGUGAGUUCGUGCCACUUCUGUGUGGAUGACACGAAGCUCCUCAGUGGCUCCUAUGACUGCACUGUGAAGCUGUGGGACGCUUUCAAUGGAGCUGUGGAGCGGGAGUUUGAGCACGGGCCCGAAGCACCUGUCGUGGAGUGUAGCGUCUCGGCUGACAGCAGGAGAGUUAUUGCAGCAUCCUAUGACAAAACAGUGAGGGCCUGGGACCUUGAAACAGGCAAAAUGCUGUGGAAGAUCAGCCACGAUAACUUCAUAGUGUCCUGCAAGCUCUCUCCGGAUGGCAAAUACGUGGUUUCGGGCUUGGACGUGGACCGUGGGAUCUGCAUCACAGACAUGGAAAACGUCACCACGGUGGCUCAUGUGAAAGAUCACCACCAGAGGUCCCUCACGGCAUGCUGCUUUGACCCCGACAGCCAGAAGGUGGCGUCUGUCUCCCUGGACAGGACCAUCAAGAUCUGGGAUGUCACCUCCCAGGCCACGCUGCUCACCAUCCCAAAGGCACACGCCAACGCAAUCUCCAACUGCUGUUUUACCUUCAGCGGUCAUUUCCUGUGCACCUGCUCCUGGGAUAAAAGCUUGAAAAUAUGGAAUGUCCACACGGGGGAGUUUCGGAACAGUGGAGCGUGUGUGACUCUGAUGAAGGGCCACGAGGGUUCUGUGAGCUCCUGCUUCUUCGCCAGAGACAGCUCUUUUCUCAUUUCUGGAGGGUUUGACAAGACUGUGGCCAUUUGGGAUAUAACAGAAGGCUACCGGAAGCUGGCCCUGAAGGGUCACAAGGACUGGGUAAUGGAUGUUGCCAUAAGCAGCAACAAGAAUUGGAUUCUGUCUGCUUCAAAGGAUAGAACCAUGAGGAUAUGGAAUAUUGAAGAAAUUGAUGAGAUUCCUUUGGUAAUCAAGCAAAGAAAGGCCAUGGGCUUAAAAGUGCAACAGUGCGAAGGAUGUGACAAGCCCUUCUCCAUCUUCGAGAGCGACUCCUCUUCUGAAAUAUUCACUCAGUGUGUGUUCUGCCGGAUGGAAGCCCAGGACUUGCUGGAAGAUUCUUUGUCACAGUCGGAAGGGGACAGCAACAGCUGAUGGCCCCUGGGCCCUGUAAGUGACCUGAGCACAGGCCACCUGCCACGAGGUUGCCGGCUCUGCAGGGACCUUCCUGCUGGGCCCCUCCCAGGCUCAGCGACACUGGGCUGGGCUCACGCCACAGCACCGUUA